CCAGUUGCCUCCUUUUAAAGUUUGAGGGGCGGUGGCGGCGGCGGCGGCCGGCAAGCGCGGGGGACACAGGGGCCGCUGGCGGAGCCGCGCCGCCGCCCGAGUCAUUCCACUUGAAGUGACUUCAUGUGAUGUCAGCUGAAUGUAAAAGACAGUGAUCUCACGCGGAGGGGAAGAUGUUUGCCAUCAAAAUGUGACAGAGGAAACGCGCUGCAUGGCUCGGAAGGCAUCUCCGUGGCGGUGGGGGAAAGAGACUUAGAGGAAAGAGGCUGCGCCCCGGCCCAGUCUGCACGGCUCGGCUCGGAGCGCCAUGGCCAGCUCGGCUUCCCUGGAGACCAUGGUGCCCCCGGCCUGUCCCCGAGCCGGAGCGUCACCGGCCACUUCCAAGACGCUGGCCUUCUCCAUCGAGCGCAUCAUGGCUAAGACGUCGGAGCCCCGUGCGCCCUUUGAGCCCCGGCCGGGGGCCCUGGAGGCAGACAGCGGCCAGGGCAAGAAACUGCUCAACCUCUGCUCGCCGCUGCCCUGCAUGAUCCCCCUCCAGCCCCUGGGCUACGACAUGCCGUCCAAGACGCUGCUCAGCUACUCCGAGCUCUGGAAAGGCAGCCUCCGGGCGGGUGGCGGCGGCGGGGGGGCUUCGGUGUGCGGCGCCAGCGGCUUGUGCAAAACCAACUGUGGCGUGUGCUGCAAGGCCGAGCUGGGCCUGGCGCCGUCCGCGCUGCCCGCGGGCAGGGUCAUCAAGCCGCAGGUCAUCAACCACGCGGUGGGGCUGCCGGCCAGCGGCUCGCUCUACUACUUCAACUACCUGGACUCGGCCGCCUACCCGCCAUCUGAGCUUCUAGGCGGCCACCUCUUCCCAUCCGGCCUCCUCAACGCAGCACAGGCCCCCGCCGCCCUGGCGGCGCACCCCAAGCUCUUUUUGCUGGAGAACGCCAAGUUGGCCGGCCUGGCCGCGGACAAGUUCCCCCACCCGGCGCCCUACGCCCAUAAGGAGCGCCUGCCCGCGCCGCUGGAGCAGGUGCUGAAGGAGAACUCGGCCCUGACCGCCGAGCGCGGAGGCGUCAAGGGCCACGGCAAGCUGCCCGGUGCCUCCGCGGACGGGAAGCCGAAAAACUUCACCUGCGAGGUGUGCGGCAAGGUGUUUAACGCUCACUAUAACCUCACCCGCCACAUGCCGGUCCACACCGGAGCCAGACCGUUCGUGUGCAAAGUCUGCGGCAAAGGCUUCCGCCAGGCCAGCACGCUGUGCAGACACAAAAUUAUCCACACCCAGGAAAAGCCUCAUAAAUGCAACCAGUGCGGCAAAGCUUUCAACCGCAGCUCCACGCUCAACACGCACAUCCGCAUCCACGCGGGCUACAAGCCCUUCGUCUGCGAAUUCUGCGGCAAAGGCUUUCACCAGAAAGGGAACUACAAGAACCACAAGCUGACCCACAGCGGCGAGAAGCAGUACAAGUGCACCAUCUGCAACAAGGCCUUCCACCAGGUCUACAACCUGACCUUCCACAUGCACACGCACAACGACAAGAAGCCCUUCACCUGCGCCACCUGCGGCAAGGGCUUCUGCAGGAACUUUGACCUCAAGAAGCACGUGCGCAAACUCCACGACAGCGCGGGCCCGGCCACCCCCUCCACCAAGGACCUGACGCGGACCGUGCAGAGCUGAGAGCUACGGCCUCGCCCUCCCUUCGACCCGACCCAACCCCCAGACAGAUCACACCUAUAAACUCAUGUCUAAAAUUAAGAGGGGAAAAACAAAACUAUAGCAGAGAGGCUAAAGUCUAUUUAUCGAAACCAGCAUAUUUUUGGAAAGUUACACGUUUCCUCGAUGACUGGCAGCAAGCAGCGUGGCUCCCACCUUUGUAUAUUCGGGAAACUUAUUUAAACCCUGUGCGCCGAAACGUAUUUAAUGCCGGGCCUCGGCGGCUCCUCGGGCGGCGGGGGUGAUGCCAGCCUGUGACUUGAACGCCGGGGAAGAGCAAGGCACCCUCCGCCGUCUUUCUACAGCCAUGUAAAUCCUCCUGUACAUCCGAACACGGAAUAUAUGCAUAUAUG
Myotis myotis is the source of this 2049-nucleotide messenger RNA. It is a transcript of the gene FEZF2, whose product is annotated as FEZ family zinc finger 2. Bases 308 to 1660 code for a protein of 450 amino acids. The transcript has 5 exons. Lineage: Eukaryota; Metazoa; Chordata; Mammalia; Chiroptera; Vespertilionidae. The record is from RefSeq and is a predicted model, not a curated record. Gene Ontology annotation, cellular component: nucleus.